Messenger RNA from Ostreobium quekettii, 675 nucleotides. The record is from the annotation of a GenBank genome assembly. Lineage: Eukaryota; Viridiplantae; Chlorophyta; Ulvophyceae; Bryopsidales; Ostreobiaceae.
AUGCCCAGGAUUUCGCGUUGCAACCGCCUCAAAAGCCUGUGGAGCGGCUGCGACGCCGCACUCGGCGCUGACCGCGACGCGGCGCCCUCCAGCUCCGGCCAGCCGUCGUGCACCGGGGAGACGCAGGGGGACGAUGGCGGAGCGUGCAGCGCGGCAGUGGGGUCCGCAACCGGGAGCCCGCCCGGGCGGCAGACUGCGGGGAGCGUCGGGACGGCCUGCGAGGAGGAGGAGAAGAAGCGAAGGACACGCAUCAGGAACAGAGAAAACGCACAAAAUUCGCGCAGACGCAAGAAAAUGAUGCAGGAAGAGAUCGACAAGAAGACACAGAGGCUUGAGGGGGAAAACCGGAGUCUGUGGACUCGGGGUCUUCUGGGAGUGACCGCACUUGGCAGACAUCAGCUGGAUCACAAGGUACUUCCAGUGGAAGCACCCAGGGCCAGUGCGCUGUGGAGAGCGGGCUUGGAAGGGCUGAAGGGCACUGCACAGCACAUGGAACCAUUUCUGGCAAGACCAAGACUGGGGCAGGCCGUCAAAGGGACGAUGGGCAAUCCACUGGAGGACCUGCUGGGCCCCUCACCAAGAGAGUCAAAACCACUGCCGCAGCGGCGGUGCUGGCGACCCUGUGCACGAUGGCAGCCUUCAUCUCCCCGCUUCCACUUCGGCCUGCGGCCCUGA